GGCUUCCUGCUGAGUCUCCACUCUGUCGCUGCUGCUCCGCUACACAACACACUCUCAACUUCAAGAACCGGGGAAACAUCGACAUUUCGGGUGGAGUGGUGUUGUGGAGCUCAGGCAACAGGACUACAGACAUCAUGGUGAACAUCCCAGAAUACUAUGCAGGGAAAUGUGUGCUGAUCACCGGAGCAACAGGCUUCAUGGGCAAGGUGCUGCUGGAGAAGCUGCUGAGGUCCUGCCCAGGAGUUAAAGGCGUCUAUGUGAUGGUCAGGUCAAAGGCUGGUCAGAGCCCACAGGCACGCAUUGCUGACAUGAUCAGUGCUAAGUUGUUUGAAAGAUUGCAAGAUGAGCAGCCAGACUUUGCAGAGAAGAUCAUAGCAGUGAACAGUGACCUUACACUGCCAGAGCUGGAUCUUAGUAAAGAGGAUCAGAGCAUCCUGGCUGACAACAUUAACAUUGUUUUCCACUGUGCUGCCACCAUCCGCUUUAAUGAGCCACUCAAAGAUGCAAUGCAGCUGAAUGUCCUGGCCACCCAGAAGAUGCUGGCUCUGGCCCACAGAAUGAAGCACUUGGAGGUCUUCAUUCAUGUCUCCACAGCCUACGCUAACUGUGACCGAGAGCUCAUUGAGGAAAUUGUAUACCCUCCCCCUGUAGACUACCGCAGACUCAUUGAUUCUCUGGACUGGAUGGAUGACGAGCUGGUGUCUGCUCUGACUCCCAAGCUGAUCGGGGAGCGUCCCAACACCUACACCUACACCAAAGCCUUGGCUGAAUAUUUGGUGCAGCAGGAGGCUGGAGACCUCAAUGUAGCCAUAGUCAGACCUUCAAUAGUUGGAGCCAGCUGGAAAGAGCCCUUCCCAGGUUGGAUUGAUAACUUCAACGGGCCGAGUGGAAUAUUCAUUGCAGCUGGUAAGGGGAUUCUGCGCACAAUGAGAGCAUCUAAUGAUGCUGUGGCUGACCUGGUGCCUGUGGACGUGGUCAUCAACGCCACACUGGCUGCAGCUUGGUACACUGGAUCACAGACACACAACAGGUCUAAAAACAUCCUGGUUUACAACUGUACGACUGGUGGGAUCAACCCGUUUCAUUGGGGGGAAGUUGAGUACCAUGUAAUAUCCACAUUCAAGAGGAACCCCCUUGAGCAGGCCUUCCGUCGGCCCAAUGUUAAUCUCACAACCAAUCACCUAAUCAAUCAGUACUGGAUCGCCGUGAGCCACAAGGCUCCGGCCUUCCUCUAUGAUCUGUACCUCAGGCUGAUUGGACGAGAGCCCAGGAUGAUGAAGACAAUCACACGCCUCCACAAAGCCAUGAUGGUCCUAGAGUAUUUCACCAGUCACUCCUGGGUGUGGAACAACGACAACGUAGCCAUGCUGAUGGCCCAGAUGAGCCCAGAUGAUAAGAAGGUGUUCAAUUUUGAUGUCCGUCAGUUACACUGGGCGGAGUACAUGGAAAGUUACUGUAUGGGCACCAAAAAAUAUGUCCUCAAUGAAGAGCUGUCAGGCCUGCCUGCUGCACGCAAACAUCUCAACAAGCUGAGAAACAUCCGCUAUACCUUCAACACCAUUCUGGUGGUGCUCAUCUGGCGCGUCUUCAUCGCCCGAUCCCAGAUGGCCCGAAACAUCUGGUACUUUGUGGUGAGCCUCUGCUACAAAUUCCUCUCCUACUUCAGAGCUUCCUCCACCAUGAGAUAA
Messenger RNA from Epinephelus lanceolatus (giant grouper), 1688 nucleotides. RefSeq names its product fatty acyl CoA reductase 1 (gene far1). Gene Ontology annotation, molecular function: alcohol-forming very long-chain fatty acyl-CoA reductase (NADP+) activity. The record is from RefSeq and is a predicted model, not a curated record. Gene Ontology annotation, cellular component: peroxisome. Gene Ontology annotation, biological process: long-chain fatty-acyl-CoA metabolic process. NCBI's taxonomy places the organism in Eukaryota, Metazoa, Chordata, Actinopteri, Perciformes, Serranidae.